AUGAAUGGGGUACGGUGCGGACCGUGGCUGGGGACGGCCGGGAAAUGCCGAGAGAGCGGGGUGGCGUAUUUUUUCGUUCGCUGGCCGGCCAACUGCUUGUCAUCGUUGACUCUCGCCCCAACAGCCCCCAGACCACCCUCGCCUCGUUUUCUCUUCAGUUCAUCUUUAUUUUUCUUCAUCAUGACCACCUCGACCACCGCCACUCAGCCGUCCAGCGUCGUACCGUCAGAGGUCGGCUGGCAGUUCGUGCCCCAAUACUACACCUUUGUCAACAAGGAACCUAAUCGCCUUCACUGUUUCUACUCAAAAAACUCGACGUUUAUCCAUGGUACGGAGGGUGAGGAUGGCAAACCAUGCUUCGGUCAACAGGAAAUUCACAACAAAAUCACCUCGCUCGGCUUCCACGACUGCAAGGUCUUCAUCCAUUCCGUCGAUGCACAGGCUUCUGCGAAUGGCGGCAUCAUCAUCCAGGUCAUCGGCGAGAUGUCCAACCACGGCGACCCCUGGCGCAAGUUUGUCCAGACAUUCUUCCUCGCGGAGCAGCCCAACGGCUACUUUGUGCUCAACGACAUCUUCCGGUUCCUCAAGGAAGAGACCGUAGAGGGCGACGAUGAGGACGAGGCUGUCGAGCCCGAGCCCGCUCAGGUUCCUGCACCUGCACCUGCGCCACCUGCUGCCCCCGAACUAGAGGCACCUGUUCCUCAACAGGCCGUUCCUGCGCCUGCCCCCGAACCGGUGUACGAGCCGCCUCGCGAGCCCACCCCGCCGCCUGCGCCAACACCCGAGCCGGAGCCCGUCGUCCAGGACGAAGCACCGACGACCGACGUUGUGGAACCCGCCAUUAUGCAGACUCCUACUCCGGCCCCAGAGGAACCAGAGCCUGCUGUUGUCGACGCCCCAGCGCAGCCCAACGGCAUUCACCCACCAGAGGCUGAGAAGCCUGCGCCUGCUAUUGCCCGCGAGCCUACCCCUCCUCCUGCUGCCCCAUCACCCGUUCCUGCCCCUGUUCCUGUCGCUGCACCUUCGCCUGCCCCGUCUGUGCCAGCCCCAGCCCCAACACCCGCCGCACCUCGGUCAUGGGCGUCGCUGGCGGCGUCGAACCAGAAGAAGUGGGGUUCCGUGGCACAGGAGACGCGGGGCACGUCUGAGACGCUCUCCAAUCCUGUUGCUAACUCGGGCACUUCGACACCCAUCACCCAACUGCCACCCUCCGCGCCCCACGCCGCUCGUCCGCCGCCGCAACCCCAGGCCGGGCGCCCCGACCACCAACACCAGCACCCAGCGUACGCCGCGGCGCUCGCGCUGACCACCCCGCAGUGCUUCAUCAAGGGCGUGACCGAGCCCGUCUCGCAGAGCGCACUCACCACCGUCCUCACGCAACGAUUCGGGCCAGUGAAGGAGGUGGAGAUCGUGCGGUCGAAGGCGUGCGCGUUCCUCGAGUUCAUGAGCGUGGAUGCUGCGAGGAGGGCGAUCAUCGCGUCGCUGAGCGUGCAUGCGGGGGGCGAGGGCGGAGUGUGGAUCGAUGUGGGGGGUGAGGUUGGGCAGGUGAGGAUCUCGGUGGAGACGAAGAAGGAGAGGGGAGAGCGACCGCCUGCGAGGCCGAGGGGAGGUGCGCCGCCGCAGGGGAAUGGACACCAUGGGCAUGGGCAACAGGAGGGUGUGAGAGGAGGGUUCAGGGGACGUGGCGGGCCUGCUGGGCGUGGGCGGGGUGGACCGGCAGGGUCGAAGUAG
Cyclocybe aegerita is the source of this 1731-nucleotide messenger RNA. NCBI's taxonomy places the organism in Eukaryota, Fungi, Basidiomycota, Agaricomycetes, Agaricales, Hemipholiotaceae. The record is from the annotation of a GenBank genome assembly.